AUGACGUACAUUGCCUGCCAGUAUAACAGUAGCAGUUCGUCAAAAGUCAUGAUGCGAUUCUGGAAUGCCUUGGUCCCAAUUAGUCUACUUCCUAUCGUUGCAGCUCAUUUCCACCUUGGAGUAGUGACUCACGAGCCUGUCCCUCCUGAGAUUCAGGGUAGAUUAGGGAUAGCGUUUGUCCCAUCAAACAACGACACCUGCAAUGGCUUAGUGUUCGACGACAACAACCUCAUCCCAUUUGGGGCCCCACUGUCCAUCACCCUAUGUGAUGUUCAUGUUGAGGUUUACCCCAACCUCACCGGGUGGAGGACCUCCGACGCUAGCGGACUGUGUACCCGAAUUGCUCAGGAUCAAGCCUCCAUCGGCGUGGGUGUAUACUUCGGAAUUCAGGAAUUGUUCCUAGUCAGCUUAGAAUAUCAUUACAUCAAGGGAUUAGUGGAUGUUCUGUGGUGA
Cantharellus anzutake is the source of this 453-nucleotide messenger RNA. RefSeq lists its product as uncharacterized. The transcript is spliced from 3 exons. NCBI's taxonomy places the organism in Eukaryota, Fungi, Basidiomycota, Agaricomycetes, Cantharellales, Hydnaceae. Bases 1 to 453 code for a protein of 150 amino acids. The record is from RefSeq and is a predicted model, not a curated record.